CGCUUAGAUCCAUCAACAUCCAACAUGAUUUUUCGCAGGAAUAUUGAGGCUUUUGGCAUAGUGACGCUAGCUUUGCUUCUGGGUUUGAUAAAAUGUCAGACAUGUGACAAGGUCCUGUGUAAGAAGCGUGAUAUCAAAAGAAUAGAGAAUGAGCUAACUGACAAAAUCUCAAAAUUGGAAAACAAGCUUGACACUCUUAAUACAAAAUUGGAGGAUGAUAUGGAAAUAUUUGGUAAAAUGUUGAUUGACACGCCGGAAAUAAAACGUACAGGUUUUGAGGCAAAAGUACUUGACCAGCUGACAAAAUUGAAUACAAAACUAAAUAGGAUGACUGAAAACGAAGCAUGUAUGCGAACUAGAGAACGGUUUUUUAGAACAUACGAAAACGGUCUCGUACCUUUGUGUGAAGAUGGAUGGCUGGUAAUCGCUUACCGAUACAAUGGCGAAGUUGCAUUUCAUAAUCGUACAUGGGAUGAAUACAAAAACGGGUUUGGCGCACCACACGGGGAGUAUUUCCUUGGGUUUGAACCUAUUAGAUCCCUUCUCAAAAGAGAGGAAUUCAAGCUGCGGGUUGAGCUUGGUUUAUCCUUCAGAGGAGGAAUCCGUUGGGGUAUUGCAGGGUAUGAUUUGUUCUUUAUUUCUGAAGAGACGGAGAACUAUGAGCUAAGACUUGGAGAUUAUAAUUCUACGGGAACUAGUAAUAUCGCGAACUCACUGUCUUUGCAUACGAACAGCAAAUUCCAGACAGUAGACAGGAAUAGCGGUUUGAUAGAAUGUCAUACAUGUCAAAGACGAGAUGUCAUGACGUUAUUGAAUGAAAUGUCUGAAGUGAAUGAGGGAAUGGAUAAACUCGGUGGUAAAGUAUCCAUGUUGGAAUCCAGAGUGCUUGAGCAGAUUGAACAACUGGAUGCCAAACUAAACAUGAUUUCAGUUGGUAAAGAAAAUAAUAUGACGUGA
Molecule: messenger RNA, 957 nt
Organism: Owenia fusiformis
Lineage: Eukaryota; Metazoa; Annelida; Polychaeta; Sabellida; Oweniidae
Source: the annotation of a GenBank genome assembly